Molecule: messenger RNA, 855 nt
Organism: Protopolystoma xenopodis
Lineage: Eukaryota; Metazoa; Platyhelminthes; Monogenea; Polystomatidea; Polystomatidae
Source: the annotation of a GenBank genome assembly
AUGGCGUCUGCAGUAGCUCCAUAUUGUUUCUUCCUUUCUGUUGCCACUUUCAGUCGUCCCUUCAACUCUAACUCUGAAUCAAAUUCGCUGGGAACCAGUUCUCGCGGCUCCAGUGGUUGGGCUUUGCCGGAGCUUGACUCCCGCCAGCCUGGUCGGUCCAUGCCGAGUGGGCACAGCUCGACGUGGACAGCCAGGCUGGCGCGCAACUCGACCAGUUCCGAGAUUGCGGCAGACGCCCCGGCCACUGUGCCCGGCCCAGCAACGGGACUCGAGCCGAGGGUGGUUGGUGCCUCGCCGACCGCAAACACACAAAUGAUGGUGGGGCUGGAGGCGACGCACGAGGCCUCCUCAGGGCUGGCGUCGCCGGCGAUCGGCGUCACCAGGCCCAGUCAUGCGAGACCGCCGGAGACGACACGGACCAGUGAACCCAUGCAAUUGUGGGCCCGUGACGGAGGCAGACUGAUCACCGAGUGUGCCACCUCUUCGGCGAAACCGGCACCGCGGAUCUUGUGGUACCUUGACGGAAGACGACUGACAGGCCGGUCGAAUCAACUGGCGCCUGGAGAUUCCGGCUUUCCGGCCGCCAGAGACUUGCGGGUUCGAACUCACCUCGCCGGUCGAGCGGAAGAGCAGAUCUCGGCCGACGGCGAAAAAGGCAAGCUCAAGUCAAACGAAAGCAGAGGCGCGAAGGAGUUGCGUCGUGAAGUGAUCUGGGAUCCGGCAGGAAAGUACGUCAUUGAAUCGAGGGAGCAGGCCGUGGCUGGGCAAUUGGAGAGCGAACUUCAAGCCUUAGACGCCGAGGAGCAAGACAAGCUGAUGGACGCUGGCAGCAAGACUUGCUUCAAUAAACUAUAA